UUUAAUAAAUCAAACACUAAUCACAGAAUUUUCAAACAUAAUGUAAAAAACAAACAACACAGCUUCAUACUCUUCCAACAAACAACACAGCUUCAUACUCUUCCAACAAACAACACUACUUGUCUCUUCCAUUCAUUCCUUCCACACAUAAAAUAAUCUCUCUCUCUCUCUCUCUCUCUCUCUCUCUCUCUCUCUCUCUCUCUCUCUCUCUCUCUCCAGCUUAUAAUCAAUUACACCCAUCAUCCUUCUUUUACACACGCCUACUCAAUUUGUGGCGCAUGCUAUGUCUCAUUUUGCAUAUGUUUGAAUUUUCUGUAACACUCUCUGACUUCUCCACUAUCUUCCAUUUUAAUAUUCAAGUGUAAAUUUCAAUCUUUAAGUACUCUUGAGUAUUAAAGCUUCAAACUUUAACAUUUUUUUGUGUUUUCCUUCUUGUAUUCUCAAAUGGGUCAGUUCCAAUUCUCUAAAAAAUUCACUCUUCAAGUAUAGUUCAGAAUUAAAGCUUCAAACUUUGAUAAGUUUUUUGUGUUUUUCUUCAUGUUUUUUCAAAUGGGUUUGUUCCAAUUUCUCUGAAAAAGCUUGUUAUGGUUUCUUUGGAGUUAUAUAAGUCUCAAAGUGAUUGAAUUUUGAGGCCUCAUUUGGAUUCUGCAGAAGAUUUUUUUUUUGAAGGAAAUUUGUAGCAGAUAUGGUAGCAGAAGCUUGGAUUGUAAAAAUGGGAAACCAAGUAAGUUCAAAUCUGAAACAUGCUCUUCUUCUUGAAACUUUAACAAAGAAAAAGCAUAAUCAAAAGAGAACAGAGAAUAAAGAAACUAUAGGUAUUCUUUCUUUUGAAGUAGCAAAUGUGAUGUCAAAAAUUGUUCAUCUUCAUAAAUCACUUUCAGAGUCUGAGAUCUCAAGGCUUAAAAAUGAGAUCUUGAACACUGAAGGUGUUAAGAAUUUGGUUUCUUCUGAUGAAGGUUAUCUUCUUGAGCUUGCUAUGGUAGAGAAGCUUGAAGAGUUGAACCGUGUUGCUAGUGUUGUUUCUAGGUUAGGUAAGAAGUGUUCUGAGCCUGCUUUGCAAGGGUUUGAGCAUGUUUAUAGUGACAUUGUUGGUGGUGUUAUUGAUGUGAAGGAGUUAGGGUUUUUGGUUAAGCAUAUGGAAGGAAUGGUGAGGAAAAUGGAUAGGUAUGUUAAUGUUACUAUGAGUUUGUAUAGUGAAUUGGAGGUGUUGAAUGAGUUGGAACAAGCAGUGAAGAAGUUUCAGAAUAAUCAGCAUGUGGAGAGUAAGAAAGCUUUUGAGCAGAAACUUUUAUGGCAGAGACAAGAUGUGAGACAUUUGAAGGAUGUUUCUCUUUGGAAUCAGACUUUUGAUAAGGUUGUUGAGUUGUUGGCUAGGACAGUUUGUACUAUUUAUGCUAGAAUUUCUGUUAUCUUCGGUGAAACCGCUCUAAAGAACAAUAGUUUUGGGGUUGGUGUUGGUGGUGGAUCGCCGGUUAUGCAAAAUGAAUGUGGAUUUUUUUCUGGUAAUAUUAAUGUUCAGACGAAUUCAGGGAACUUGAAGCGCAAUCCAAGCAAGAGAAAUGGAUCUCAUCCAGGUUCAGUUGCAAGAAUGCCUGCAGUGCAGAGAAGGGGAGGAGCUACUAGUAAGCCGCGGAUCGACAUGAGAAGUGGCGAAUUAGCUUCUCUUCGGCCUGAGGAUUUUGGUUUUCCUUGUGGAACAAGUCCGGGGAGACUUUUUAUGGAGUGUCUAAGUUUGAGUAGCUCGGUUGCAAGAUUUGAUGAUGCCGAUGAUGGUUAUGUUAUCAAUCACGAGGAUCAAUACAGUCAUGUAUCUAGCAGUCGCAGUGGUGCCAUGGUGAAUAGUAGUAUGAAAAGGGAGCAUUUGUUCCAUUCGGGCGUCCUAAGUCAUGUUCAGAGUGGCGUUUCGUUUACCGGAGAACUAAGACAAGCCAAAUCCGGCGUACAAAGUUGCUCAACGUUUAGUCCGAAAAGUAGGUUAGCUGUUUAUGCUCCUCCUUCAACACUUGGUGGCUCAGCUCUUGCAUUGCACUAUGCCAAUGUCAUAAUUGUCAUAGAGAAGCUUCUUCGCUAUCCUCAUUUAGUUGGUGAGGAAGCCAGGGAUGAUCUAUAUCAGAUGCUACCAACAAGCCUAAGGUUAUCUCUCAAAGCGAAACUGAAGUUGUAUGUCAAAAAUUUAGCCAUCUACGACGCCCCUCUUGCCCAUGAUUGGAAGGAAAAUCUUGAUGGUAUGCUUCGGUGGCUUGCGCCUCUUGCACAUAAUAUGAUGAGAUGGCAGAGUGAGCGUAAUUUCGAGCAACACCAGAUAGUUAGCAGGACAAAUGUUCUACUACUUCAGACGUUAUAUUUCGCCGACCGUGAGAAGACCGAGGAGUCAAUUUGCGAUCUUCUUGUUGGGUUAAAUUACAUAUGUCGUUACGAACAACAACAAAAUGCAUUGUUGGAUUGUGCAAGCAGUUUUGAUUUUGAAGAUUGUAUGGAGUGGCAAUUGCAAUGUGGAUCUUCUUUUCUCAAUUGAGUAUAUAGACUCUAAAUUUUUGAAAAUCUUCAAUUUGGUGAGCAUUUUAUUCGUUUUGAAAUAUUUUAUCAUGAGGGUAUCAUCUCAAAAUUCUCAAUACAAUGUGGAAUUCUGAACUUAGCUACAUGAAAAGUAUUAUUGUAUUUAAUUAAAAUUAUAAUUUUACUUUGUGCAAUACAUAAGCUGUCAUUUAUAUAGGGACAUAAAUGUUCAUGCUGAACUUGUAAAUAAGUUUAUUGUACAGAUUGCAUAAUGCUUAGAGUUUGUUUUAUUAGAAUUGUUGUCAUGAA
Medicago truncatula (barrel medic) is the source of this 2805-nucleotide messenger RNA. Its product is annotated as protein PSK SIMULATOR 1. The record is from RefSeq and is a predicted model, not a curated record. Gene Ontology annotation, biological process: positive regulation of growth. Lineage: Eukaryota; Viridiplantae; Streptophyta; Magnoliopsida; Fabales; Fabaceae. The transcript has a single exon. Bases 686 to 2515 code for a protein of 609 amino acids.